UAAACCGAUUGAAUAGCGGUCCGAACCGUAGUACGAGCGAGAAAAUUCCUAUCAAUCGCAUUGUGGACUGCAAGCGCAAUCAUGGCGGCGAUCUACAACCUCUUCAUCAUCAACAAAUCGGGGGGUCUCAUCUUCUACAAGGAUUACGGAUCGGCCGGGAGAAUGGACACAAACGAUAGCUUGCGACUCGCAAGCCUUUGGCACUCGAUGCACGCCAUCUCACAGCAGCUUUCCCCUACCGUGGGAUGCCAAGGCAUUGAGCUUCUGCAGGCCGAUAACUUUGAUCUCCACUGCUUCCAGUCGCUCACAGGAACCAAAUUUUUUGUGGUUUGUGAAACUGGAGCUCAGCAUAUGGAAGGGCUGCUGAAAGUCAUUUAUGAGCUAUACACAGAUUUUGUGCUGAAGAAUCCUUUCUAUGAGAUGGAGAUGCCUAUCCGAUGUGAGCUCUUUGACAUCCAUCUUUCUCAAGCUGUUCAGAAAGAUCGAGUUAUUUUACUUGGGAGGUGAAAAAAAUCAAGGGAUAAUUACAUAUAGAACCCCCCGAAAAAUUAAUAUUUACAAAUUAACCCUCCGGAUGAUUUUUUUUUAUCCACCGAACCGAUGUAUUUACCCAUGCCACGCUCAAAUCAUCGAGAAUGCGGUAAAAAUGAAUCAUGAAUUUUGAAUUUUGAAUGAGGAUUUGAAAAAUGGAUGAAAGAUGGUGGUUGAUUUGUAAAUAGCAAGUUUUGGGUAGACUGUUAUGUAAUUUGCCUCCCUUUUUAAAUUUUUGGUUGAAAUAUAAGCUGUUUGUGUGGAUUAGUCUGUUUCUUUCAAAGAGAUUGAUUGGUUUGACUGAAUGAUCCUUUUGUUUUUGUGUAUUUACAUUCAUACC
Molecule: messenger RNA, 871 nt
Organism: Phalaenopsis equestris
Lineage: Eukaryota; Viridiplantae; Streptophyta; Magnoliopsida; Asparagales; Orchidaceae
Product: trafficking protein particle complex subunit 4
Exons: 3
Coding region: 82-507 (141 amino acids)
Biological process (GO): endoplasmic reticulum to Golgi vesicle-mediated transport
Cellular component (GO): TRAPP complex
Source: RefSeq, a predicted model, not a curated record